Molecule: messenger RNA, 1803 nt
Organism: Sus scrofa (pig)
Lineage: Eukaryota; Metazoa; Chordata; Mammalia; Artiodactyla; Suidae
Gene: MNS1
Product: meiosis specific nuclear structural 1
Biological process (GO): cilium organization
Cellular component (GO): motile cilium
Source: RefSeq, a predicted model, not a curated record
GGCGGCCUUCUGGCGUCUGCUUUGUUUGAGUUGGAGCCUCGGAGGCUGUUGCCAGGAGACCUCGUAAACGCCAGAGAGAACUGAGGCCUUGCGGUUUACCGGAGGAGGUGGAGGCCGCAGGAGCGGGAGAGGAGGAUUUUCGUCUGCCAAGAUGGCUUCCAAGAGGAGAACUUUGAGCUUCAGUGAAAGGCAUCAGAAAUUAGUAGAUGCAAACUAUUGCAAAAAAUUGCAUGUUGAGGCGCUAAAAAAGCUACAGAAUCAAGUCAGAAACCAAAUGGUGCGGAAUGAGAAUGAUGACCGGGCUGAGCACAAAAGGUUCCUCAGAUUACUACAGAAUGAGCAGUUUGAGUUGGAUAUGGAAGAGGCCAUUCAAAAGGCAGAAGAAAACAGGAGAUUGAGGGAAUGCCAGCUUGAACAAGAAGAAAAAUUGGCUUUGGAAUUGGCAAAACUAAAACAUGAAAGUCUAAAGGAUGAAAAGAUGAGGCAACAAGUAAGAGAAAACAGCAUUGAGCUCAGAGAACUGGAGAAGAAAUUACAAGCAGCUUACAUGAAUAAAGAGCGAGCAGCUCAGAUUGCUGAAAAGGAUGCCAUUAAAUAUGAGCAAAUGAAACGUGAUGCUGAAAUAGCCAAAACUAUGAUGGAAGAACAUGAGAGAUUGAUAAAGGAAGAGAAUGCCACAGAAGACAAACGAAACAAAGUAAAAGCACAGUACAAUCUUGACUUAGAGAAGCAACUUGAAGAACAAGAAAAGAAAAAGCAGGAAGCUUAUGAGCAAUUGCUGAAAGAGAAACUCAUGAUUGAUGAAAUUGUUAGGAAAAUCUAUGAAGAAGAUCAGUUGGAAAGACAACAAAAGUUAGAAAAAAUGAAAACAACUCAAAGGUAUAUAGAAGAAUUUAAGAAACAGCAAGCUGUCUGGAGAAAAAAGAAACGUGAGGAAAUGGAAGAAGAAAAUAGAAGAAUCAUAGAGUUUGCCAAGAUGCAGCAACAAAGGGAAGAAGAUUGGAUGGCAAAAGUUCAAGAAACUGAAGAAAAAAGGCUACAGCUUCAGAAUACGCUGUCUCAGAGAUUGGAAGAAAUGCUGAGGCAACGUGAAGAUUUAGAACAAGUGCGACAGGAAUUAUACCUCGAAGAACAAGCUGAAAUACAUAAGAAGAAACUAGAAGAAGAAGCCGAAAAGAAAUUGAGAAAGCAAAAGGAAUUGAAGCAAAAUUUUAUGGAACAAAUGGCCUUGAAGGAACUAGUACUACAGGCUGCAAAAGAGGAAGAGGAGAUCUUUCGAAAAGCUAUGCUAGCGAAAUAUGCUGAGGAUGAUCGAAUAGAAUUAAUGAAUGCUCAGAAACAAAGAAUGAAGCAACUGGAACACAAGAAGGCUGUGGAAAAACUUAUUGAAGAGCGUCGCAACCAGUUCCUUGCAGACAAACAACGUGAACUGGAGGAAUGGCAGUUGCAGCAAAGAAGACAAGGAUGUGUUAAUGAAAUUAUUGAAGAAGAAAGACUAAAACUUCUUAAAGAACAUGCUACAAAACUACUAGGAUAUCUCCCUAAAGGAGUAUUCAAAAAAGUGGAUGAUAUUGAUAUGCUUGGUGAAGAAUUCAGAAAAGCAUAUCAGAAAAGGAGUGAAAUCUGUGAACAUAAGUGAUAUCAUUUGGUAAAAUCUGGAUUCUUAUUUGUAUGUUACCACUAGAUGUCAGUGUAACUUUUGUUUUACAGUUCAGUGAGCACAGGAACCCACUGUCUUUGGAUUUUCUAAAACAUCUGUAUUUCAUCAUUUAUAAACAAUUUUAUCUGUAAGAAAACAUUUGU